CGUAUGCCACCGAGCACUUCUGCGAUACCACUCCGCCGCCUAUUCAGCACCUCAGCCGCUGCACAUGCCACUUUGAAGCCUCCUAGAGCGUCUACCAUAAAUCCCCCCGAUGUGAGGAGCACGGCAGCCUUGGGAGUAUUACAACCACUGAGAUCUUCAGAGUCGCUGCAUCGUGCUGAGGCUCUUGGUGCUCUCCCGGGAGUUGCUCUUAAAUCAAGUGAAAUAUCGGAGGAAGAUGCGGUAGAAGCAGUCGUCGAGAAUUUGCUGGUCCAGGUUGAUCGCCAUGGAGAUUCAUUCACUACUUCACAGUGUAUUGCAGUUCUCAAGGAGUUAACCAAGACCGUGGAAAGUGCGGAAACAGCAACUAGGAAUAUGCUCUCAGAUGGGAGGCUACAGCAUUUGGUCAACAGAACGGUCUCGAUAGCUACUGUGGAAAGCGCGUCGUUGAAAUGGUCGGACGUGAUUGCUCUGAUGGAAAGUUUCGUGAAGUUGCGUUUGAGAGCCCCACUGCGAGAUGUAACUCCAAUAUGUUUUCGCUUUAUGAAAAAUGUGGAGCCAGCAGAGAUGAGAGAAAAAUUACGACAGGCUGGUCGCACUCUGCAACUGCUUGGACAAGGCAUGGUCUACCACCCUGAAGUUUUCGAUUUCACGUGUCACAGCGCUGAGCGUGCUAAACUGAUGGACCCUCACACGAUUGCUCUGGUUCUUUAUGAGGCCGGCCGGCAUGGAUUGCGAACUAAACAUUACACUGAUGUUAUUGUUCCUGCAGCAGCGGAAUUAGCACCGAGUAUGUCGUUGGAAGAUCUGCGUUUGUCUAUGCGUGGGCUGAUGAGGUUUGUAAAGGACUGGAGGGCGUUUUUCGAUGUGGUCUGCAUCAAGACUAAUAGAGUGCAAGAUGAGCUCUCGAAUAUGACGAACGAAUCAUUGAUAAUGCUGAUGAGAGUCUGUAAAGAACUGAAAGCCUCGAGAAAAUACAACGAUAUUCACAAGGAAAUUGCCGAUGAAAUAUCACAGCGUUUGAGUCGAAGAGAAUUCAGCAGCGAGGAGCAGGGCAUGGUGUCAAUGUAUAUGGACAAGGACACUAGCACGUGGAUGUCUAUGGUCUGCGAUAUCGGCCGAGAUCCGUUUAUGUUGGAUAAAAUCAGCUUUUGGCAAACUGGACAGUUUCUGGCGGCGAUUUCUCGGUUGGGACUAUUCGAUGAGAAAUUAUACUCUAAUGUGGCUGAUGUCAUCACGAAGGAUAUGAGUUUGUAUAAGGAUCCGGAAACGCUGGCAUCAACUCUAUGGGCGAUGGCGAAAUCUGGGUUCGUCCAAGGGAACUUCGUGGAAGCGUCGUUGGCGUCGGCGAAUUCGUUGAUUAAUGCAACUAACAACAACAUGAACGCUUGGAGCCAAAUUUUGUGGAGUCUUAUUCAGCAAGGUUGCGACCCAAGCAGCGAUACACGAAUGGCGAAUAUUGUGGAAUUUGUCGCGCAGUUGCCGGUUCCAGUUCAUAGGGGACAUUUUAGAAGACUUCAUCAAGCGGCUGACGUUCUUGAGGAGGAGUCUCCCAUGCGAAAGUAUUUAAGACAUCCACUGAGCAGCGCCACCGCUCUUCCCCCUAGAGAUAGUAGACGUAAUCAAAUUACUAAUCAAAUUGCCAAGGUUUUGACAGAAAGCGACCUUCUACCGACUCGUGCGAUUGAUACUCGUGUGAUGGUAUCGCCGAGUUGCAGCUCGAUAUUGGAUAUCGCUAUUAGUGCGGAGGGAAGUGGCUCGGCUGCUACUCCCGUCAGUGGUUUUAUUAUUGCGGCUGGUGACACUGACCAUAGACAGAUGCGAGUGGUUUCCGCGAGCACCGAAGGUUCGAAUAGUUAUUAUGGUGGCUUUGGUAUGAAAGUUCAGCCCCAUGCUGAUCACGAAUUCGAACAUAUACGUACCGGGCAGAAUUUGAUGUAUCAGCGGAUUUUGGCUAGACGAGGGUUGACGGUUUCGAUCAUCGGUGAAAAUGAGUGGAAACGAGCGCACGAGAGUGGUGAGGAGGAAGAGUUUUUGAGGAAGAAAUUGGAGGAAGUUGGGAUGGCAUGCUGAUUUUUG
Molecule: messenger RNA, 2076 nt
Organism: Perkinsus marinus ATCC 50983
Lineage: Eukaryota; Perkinsozoa; Perkinsida; Perkinsidae
Exons: 19
Coding region: 4-2070 (688 amino acids)
Source: RefSeq, a predicted model, not a curated record